CCUUGUUUAGCCAAGGAAAAAGGAAGUCAAUGAAGACUGAAGAGCAAUUCCAAGAUGAUGUUACGACUGAGGAAAAAACCAAACAGUAAGUUACAAAUGCAGCACAGCCAACAAGGCAUAAGAUGGAUUCUUCAGCAGCCAAUAGCCAUGCACAUGUCCAUAGCAAACCCCUCCUCUAUCCACAUAUAUUCCCCACCCUCAUUAAUUUCCUCAUCCUCCUCCACCUCCAAAACACCACAAAAAUGGCGCUGUCCGAAAUGGGCUUUUGUUGUUCAAAUCUUGUUGACUCUGAUCAAUCUGAAUAGAGCCACUUCUUCUUCUUCUUCAGACCCUCUUGUUCAGCAAGAGUUGGACAAGGUCCUUCAGCUCCCAGGCCAAACCUUUAAUAUCUCCUUUGCACACUAUGCUGGGUACGUCACAGUGAAUGAGUACACUGGGAGGGCUCUAUUCUACUGGCUCAUUGAGGCUGCUGAAGACCCUUCUUCUAAGCCUCUGGUUCUUUGGCUCAAUGGAGUUUUUGAAAAAACACGGGAGAUGAAAAGAACGAAACAAAGUGGAGAAGGAUCUUGAAAGGUAC
Vitis vinifera (wine grape) is the source of this 577-nucleotide messenger RNA. RefSeq lists its product as uncharacterized. The coding region runs from base 55 to 570 and encodes 171 amino acids. NCBI's taxonomy places the organism in Eukaryota, Viridiplantae, Streptophyta, Magnoliopsida, Vitales, Vitaceae. The transcript has 2 exons. The record is from RefSeq and is a predicted model, not a curated record. Gene Ontology annotation, biological process: proteolysis. Gene Ontology annotation, molecular function: serine-type carboxypeptidase activity.